This is a messenger RNA of Iphiclides podalirius (scarce swallowtail), 363 nucleotides long. NCBI's taxonomy places the organism in Eukaryota, Metazoa, Arthropoda, Insecta, Lepidoptera, Papilionidae. The record is from the annotation of a GenBank genome assembly.
AUGUUUAAGGUACUUUUCCUCGCCACCAUCGCCAUGGCUGCCGCCAAGCCUGGUUUUGCGCCCGCCGCUUUAGUGGCCGCACCAGCUCCUCUCGUAGCAGCCCCCGCUCCAGUCGUCACUGCCUCGAGCUCACAAUACAUCGCGAGGAACUACAACGGCGUCGUGGCCGCACCUUUGGUGGCAGCGCCCGCUCCUCUAGUGGCUGCGCCUGCAGCAUACGUCGCACCAGCAGCCAAGAUCGUCGCUCCAGCUGCCCCCAUAAUAUCCGCUGCCGCCCCAGUAUAUGCCCGAUAUGCCUCGCCGUAUGUAGCUGCCCCAUAUGCUCCUGCUCCCUACGUUGCUGCACCAAGUUAUGUGGCUUAU